AUGAUUUCACUUUGGUUGUUUCUCCUUCUUCUUCUUCUUCAUGCAACAUCUGCUGGAAAGCUGACCGAGGCGGAAAAUGAACUACGGAAGGAAAAAUGCAAGCCUGUUGAGUCACAAGCGGGAACACGCUUCAAGAGACGGCAACCAGUCGAAGCUUCUGAAUAUCCCUUUGCUGCUGCCUUCUCCCGGAUUGAGGUAUAUCAUGGAUACAGGGAUCUCGAAACCGGAAAGACGUUAGAGUUGCACACGGAACCAGCGUGUAGCGGCGUGCUGAUUUCACCUAGACACAUCCUGACUGCUGCACAUUGCUUAUACGUCGAUUACAAAACUUCGUGUUCUCAAAGCUUACGCCCAACGUUACGGCCAGCGGAAAGCAUCGGCUUUUUCCUUCAAAGCGGCUGCAUAGAAGCGGAAUGUUGGAAUGCGAAAACUCCCUUUAAAUCCACAUCUGCAACUGUGCACCCCGACUACAAGGCUUGCGAACCUGAUGCUCUUAAUGGUGCUACAAACGACAUCGCUGUGGUAGAGUUGAGAGAGGACGUGAAUAAUGAUCCCAUUUGCAUGCCUGAGCCGAAUACUGCGAUCUCUAAUCAAAGAGAAUUCGAGUCUAUUGGUUACGGAAAAGGGGAUGGUAAACAUCGAAGAAUACAGUCAGUAAGGUACGAUGUUGUAAAAGAAAAGGGAAACAUUAUUUUCGCCUAUAACGUAACGAACAAAAACGACGUCGUAGAGGGAGACAGCGGAGGCCCACUUAUUCGAAAAUUAAGAGGAAAACACUACCUUUUCGGGAUAGCAUCGAAAGGAGUAGAAGAAUCCAAAUACUAUGGAUAUGGAGAAAACCCGACAAUCUCUGCUGGCGGUUACUUUGCCGAUGUGCGCAAGCAUCUAGACUGGAUUUGCGUUGAAUCGGGAGUUUGCUCUGAUACAGCCAAUCGUCAGAGUGAGUCAAUUCCAUCGCUACCAUUGGAACCUCCUUUGGAAUUCCAGAAGAAAUUCGCUGAGAAUGGCAACUAUUAAGCAAUCAAUGAUCAGCUUUUGCUCUCAGUAAAUGUUGCAGC
Molecule: messenger RNA, 1058 nt
Organism: Cylicocyclus nassatus
Lineage: Eukaryota; Metazoa; Nematoda; Chromadorea; Rhabditida; Strongylidae
Source: the annotation of a GenBank genome assembly